Amaranthus tricolor (Joseph's coat) is the source of this 6936-nucleotide messenger RNA. RefSeq lists its product as uncharacterized. The coding region runs from base 234 to 6158 and encodes 1974 amino acids. Gene Ontology annotation, molecular function: structural constituent of nuclear pore. Gene Ontology annotation, cellular component: nuclear pore inner ring. Gene Ontology annotation, biological process: protein import into nucleus; RNA export from nucleus. The record is from RefSeq and is a predicted model, not a curated record. The transcript is spliced from 32 exons. Lineage: Eukaryota; Viridiplantae; Streptophyta; Magnoliopsida; Caryophyllales; Amaranthaceae.
GAAUAUGAUUUGUAGUAGGCGCCCCAGCAACAGAGUGGUAUUUUGAAAACCGAACAAAAUGAGAGCGUAAUAAUACACUAGUACUGGUAGUCUGGUACGGUGGUAGUGGUGCCUCAGUUUUUUUUUUUUUUUUUCACUUUACUUGAAGCAUCAAAAGCGCGGGCUCAAAAACACCGACUUCACACUACAUAAGCGGCAGAGCCCUAGUUUCUUUGCUUCUUUUCCACUCUCCAAUGGCGGCGUCCAAUUCUACAACCUCAGUCGACUCUUCUCUUUGGUUCGACCCUUUCUCUCUUCUCUUAACCGACCUUGAAAAUCUCACUCUCUCUUCCGACACUUCUUCUUCGGUUGAUAAGUUGAAGGAGAAUCAUGAUUGGUUCUUGAAUACAUUAAAUAAGUUUAAACCUCCUAGUGAAUCGUCGAAAAUGGCGUUGAAUUCUGCCCAAGUUAAUGUCGGUUUGCAUAACUUGAUUAUCAAACCUCAAUUCAAAGAGUUGGCUUUGAAACUCAGUUCAAUUGCGCGCUUAGAUGAGAUUCAAUCAUACAUACUAGUUGAAAGCUCCAUGGAUCAGAAAACUGCCUUGGUUGAUGGCAUCAUACAAGGUUUUCUUCAUAAGAUAGUGUUGCAGUAUUAUACCGAAAGGCAAUGCUUGCUGAAAUGUGCUCGCCAAAUGAUUAUCUAUGCAUUGAAUGUUGAUUCAGCUGCCGAAGCAGGGAAAACUGUUUUGCAUGAGGUGUCCAAGCUCAUUUCUGGUGGUCUUGAGGACAAUUUGAUAUCAAUUAUGGACAAACAUUUGUCAUCUAGUUAUCCUCAGCACAUGGAUGUAGAUCUAUUGGUUUUGUGGGCUGAAGAGAUGCUAAUCGAAGUUAAUUUGGUCUUGGAUAUUCUUUUUCUUCUAUAUUAUGAAUCAUUCUCAACUUGUAGUGCUACCAAAUGGAAGGCAUUGUGCCUUCUGUAUAAGAAUAUGACAACUGGGUCCUCAAACUUUGUUAAGCUGGGGGUAUCUUCCGAAGCCUGUAAAUAUUGUUAUCGUUCUAGAAUUCAGAUGCUGUUGAUUCUUAUGGAGACCUUAAACUUUGAGAGUCUUCUUCAGAUGAUACAUGAUGAAAUUCCCUUUAGGGAUAACUCUUUUGUGUUUUCCUCAAGUGAUAUCAUAGCUAUGGAUUCAGUAAUCUGUAGUUUCGAUAUUUAUGAGACCAAAGAAAUGGGUCCAUUGAUUCUUGCUUGGGCUGUUUUUCUUUGCUUGCUUAUGUCGCUUCCUGGUAAAGAGGAGAAUAGUGAGCUAAUGGAAAUUGACCAUGUUGGAUAUGUUCGUCAAGCCUUUAAGUCUGGUUCGUUGAAUCUUUUCCUAGAAAUUCUGCGAAGUGAGGUGUUGAAAGAUUCUAAUGGACCUGUUGCUGGUUACCGAAGUAUAUUGAGGACAUUCAUUUCCGCGUUUAUUGCAUCAUAUGAAAUUAAUAUCCAGCUGGAAGAUGAUACCUUCAAACUAAUAUUGACCACCUUAUGUGAGAUCUACAAAGGAGAGGAGUCACUUUGUGUUCAAUUCUGGGACAAGGGCAGCAUUGUUGAUGGUCCUAUUCGGUGUCUUCUUUGCAACUUGGAGGUUGAAUUUCCAUACAGAACUGUUGAGCUCACUCGUCUUUUAUCAGCACUUUCUGAGGGUUGCUGGCCGGCGGAGUGUGCGUACAAUUUUUUGGAGAGAUCUGUUGGAAUAUCAUCUUUGCUUGAGAUUAAUAGUGAGAUAUUGGAUGUUGGGGCAUCUCCUAUAAUUGAGACACAAUUGCCAUUGCAGAUUCCUACCGUGGAAGGCUUACAUAUUCCAAGCAAAACCCGUGGUCGUAUUCUUAGAAUGAUUGAUGAAAAAAUUGCUCUUGUACGCUGGGAGUAUAAACAGUCUGGGAUGAUUGUAUUGCUUCUGCGUUUAGCUCAGGUGCUGGAAUUGAAUGGCAAUGAAGAGGUUCUUGUGAUCCUUGACCUUUUCUGUCGAGUUGUAUCAUUCAACAUGGGUGUGUGUUUUUCCAUGAUAAAUAUUGGCAAGUCACUUCGUCUUCAAAUGGACUAUGGUGUUGAGCAAAUGGAGGGUGAUAUUUGGAUUGAUGUGAUUGAGGUCUUGUGCAACCUUGUCAGAAACCUGUCACCUUAUAGUGGCAGUGUCUUAGCCAUGUCCAUGUGUGUCAAGAUUCUGGCAAAGAUGAUGAAGUGCUCGCCAUCACAUGUGAGUGCUGUUGUUAUGAAGAUGAACAUAUUUGAUCUGUCUUUAAACUCUAGUAUAUUCGGUGAUAAGAACAAUGGUUUGCUGAGUGGUUCAUGGUUACUUUCUGGAAGACUUGCGAAGAUGCUUUUGAUUGAUUGUGAGCACCAUGAUGGCUGUCCCUUGACUACUUCAGUUCUGGAGUUUACUGUACAGUUUCUUGAAGCUGGCGUAGAAAAUGAUUUCGUCCAUGCUCUUGUCAUGUUCUGUCUGCAGUAUGUCUUUGUGAAUCAUGAGUACUGGAAGUAUAAGGUGAAACAUGAUCGAUGGAAUGUGACUCUGAAAGUGCUUGAAGUUCUCAAGAUAAGCAUUAUAUCUGUGCCUUACCUUACAAAGAUUGGUGGAAAUAUUAAAGAUAUCGUACUUUCUGAUUCUUCCAUCCACAACAUGAUAUUUCGAAUUAUUUGUACAACUUCAUCAGCAUUAGAGAAACUGUACAUCAGCAGACUUUAUGAUUGGAAAGAGAUUGAUGGAUUGCAGCACGCAAUAUACUUCAUGUUGAAUAUUCUUGUGUCCAUUCUUUCCAUUCCCGAGAAUGAUGUAUCUGGCUUGCCAGUAUUCCACCAAGCAUUGCUAUCGAACUUUACCAAGCCAAUUCCUGCUGUUGAAGCCCUAGCAUCCUUAAUCUCUUAUUUCCGUAAUCCUGAUAUACAAGUGGGAGCUGCUACUGCAUUGACAAUGUUGUGCCGAACUGCGGAACGUGCAGAACCUUACUUAGCUGGGAAUGCAAGCUUCAGCCUCGGUGGUAAACAGGUUAUGCAAUUGAGACAUACUGUUGAAAGUAUUAUUGGUGAACAAUCGGAGAGAAAUGAACCUCUCUUUGUAGCUGCUGUUGAACUACUUACUUCUACAGCAAAACACCAGCCUGCUUUUCUUGCUGCUAUUUUUUCUGGUGAUGAGGUAACAGCUAAUUGUUCAGGGAAUAAUGGUAAUUCAAAUGGAAAAGGAAGUGAUUCUACUUACCAGGCUUUAAAGUCUGACAAUGCAAAGCCUCUAGUGGAUACGCUUGUGAUUUAUGUUGAAAGAUCUGAUGUGCUUGUUAAGAGGAAUGCAAGAGUUCUUUUGAGUGUACUGAAUCUUAUGAAAGCACUGUGGCAAGGAGCUGCUCAGUACAUUGAUAUUCUGGAGGCCGUUAGAAAAUCUAAGCAGUUCUGGAAGCAAUUGUCUGAAUGUGUCUUGCUUGUCUGCCGUGAAGAACCCCCCAUACCCACAUCUCUCUCUGAAAAUUUGGCACACAAGUUUGCAUCUGAGUAUCAAUGUCAGUCUGUUGCAUUAGAAAUAAUGGCCUUAGAAACUUUCCUGCAAAAGAAGUUAAUACAUGCGGAGUCACUGGUGAGACAAGCUGAUCAAUCGUUCAAAGGGGAAGAUAGUAGUCUUAGUACCAAUGCACAAGUAUCUUUAAAGUCAGAUCAGCUUGAAAAUAUCCUAUUAUCUUGGUCUGAUAGCUCCUCAUUGAGCAUCCUUCUAAAGUCUUCUGCAGCUUGCAUGUAUGAUACUGAUAUUUAUUUUCAUGCAGAGGCUGCUCUUAGUUUGCUUGCUUCACACAUUAUUCAGAAGGUCGCCAUGGGUGAUUUUGGCUGCUUGUCUUUACCUAUUGUAGAAGAAGUCACCAAAUUGUCUACAAAGUUACUGAAUCUUCCUGCCUUUUCUGAAUUGAGUACCCAAUAUACACAGCAUGGUUACAGUGAAAGAAUACAUACAAAGAACUUGAUACUCGAGGAUCUGUAUUAUCAUCUUCAUGGCGAGCUGGAAGGACGUAACAUUGAACAUGGCCCAUUUAAAGAGCUUUCCCAGUUCUUAACCGACUCAAAUCUUUUCCAAACUUAUAAGUCUGUUCCCGACUUCUCCACUGGAGCCAAAAAUGUGAACUUUUUUGAUUUAUUGCGCCUAAAACAUGACAUUGGCUUUGAUAUUUGGGAUUACUCGGAGUGGAAAGCGUCAAAAAAGAUGGUGGAGACUGUGUUGCUUCACCUGCAAUAUGCCAACUCUAUGCUGUUGAUUAUUGGUUCAAGACUUCCAUCACUGAGAGCUCUGAUAACUAUUUUAACUCUCAAUAUGGGGGAUUCUGUGAACCAACAGAAAAGCAUGGUGAGAAGAAUUCCCAAGGACAAACUUUUUUCAUGCAUAGACCAGGAAUGCAAAGAGAUGCAACCAAUUUUUGGAAUAUUGUCUAUAGCUCCAGAUGCUCCUCAGGAAGUUCUCAAUUAUGUAACUGCACAAGCGGAAUUGCUUCUCUGUCUUGUUAAAAAUGUUGAUGGUGGCAUGCCUUCACCUACUUGUUUGUCCAUACUGGAAACAUGCAGUUUUGGCUUGAAAAGAUUGCGCCAUUCAAAGCCAAUAAGUUCCGAUACCAAACAUAUAACAACGUUCUUACUGAGGCUGCUUAAUUUAGUAGUGGAGAUCUGCUCACACUGUAUCUCUUCUACCAGCAGUACCAACAGUGAAUCUGAAGGAUUGAGUGAAGUGGCUAAUAGUUGCUUAGGGAUGUUGCCAAUACUUUGCAGCUGCUCUAACAUUCCUGAUCAAGCAAUCAUAUCCGUGGCUACCAUUGAUCUAAUAAUCAAGAGGCUAUUGGCGCCAACUACAUGGCUGCCCAUCAUCCAGCAAUAUCUUCAGUUGCAGCAACUAAUUCUCAAGCUUCACGAUAGGAGGUGCUCAGAAUCAAUUCCGGUAAUAAUGAAAUUCCUUUUGACCCUUGCCAGUGUUAGAGGAGGUGCGGAGAUGAUUGUUAAUGCUGGAUUCUUGUCAUCUCUUAAAAUUUUAUUUGGUGAAAUAUCGUAUGAUUGUGUGGCUGAUUGGGUAAAGCAGCCCAAAAACUCUACUACACUGGGAGCUGAGAAAGAGAAACCCCAAUUCAUCUGGGGUUUAGGUUUGGCUGUCCUUACAGAAACUAUUUGUUCUAUGGGUGAAACUUCACUCUGUAAUGAAAUUGUCGACAGUAUGAUAUCUUUCUUUGUUUCUGAGAAAGCAUGUCUGAUUGCUUAUCAUCUUAGUGCUCCAGAUUUUCCCUCUGAUGACCAUGACAAGAAACGGGCACGGGCUCAGAAGAGGCAAACCUCUUUAUCUACGUUUAUAGAGACAGAGCAUACUCUUGUGCUUUUAUGUAUCCUUGCUAAGCGCAGAAGCUCAUGGGUAAAGGCUACCAAAGAAAUGGGUUCUGAGCUUCGUGGGAAGAUUAUCCAUCUUUUAGCUUUCAUUAGUAGAAGUCACCGCCUCGGAGAGUCAUCUUCUCGUCCUGGGCCUCUUUUGUGUGCUCCUUUGUCCAAAGAGGAGAACGAGUUUUGCAAAAAGCCAUCCUUUGUAAAUAGUAGAAAUGGAUGGUUUGCGGCUGCUGCUCUGUGGUGUGUACCAGUUGCUGGUGUAUAUGAUGAAUAUCCAGAGACAGCUAUUGUGAAGGUCCAACAAAAUGCAAACUCAUGGACAUCUACAUACUUUUCAGAUACGAUUGCUAUAAAGAUAUAUAAAAUCACAUUUUUCAUUUUGAAAUUUUUAAUCCUGCAAGCUAAUCAUGCCGCUGGACGGGCAGAAGAACUUGGUUUCAUCGAUCUUUCUAGUUUUCCAGAACUUCCAGAUCCUGAAAUUUUGCAUUGUUUGCAGGACCAAACCAUUGCUAUUGUCACUGAAAUUUGCGAAGCCAAUAAAUCCAAACAGAUUCAGCAAGAUACCCAAUCUGUCUGCCUUUUGUUGCUUAACAUUGCCGAAAUGGCUUUGUACUUGGAACAUUGUGUCUCACAAAUCUGCGGAAUAAGACCCGUGUUGGGACGUGUUGAGGAUUUCUCUAAACAAAUGAGAUUUUUGGCCAGAGCUACUGAUGGACAGACGUACAUAAAAUCUUCGAUGAAACAUUUGAAGCAAAUUGUGUCGUUCGUGUAUCCAGGUUUGUUGCAAAAUGAAGGCAUUUUGUAAAUUGUACCAUUGUCCAUUGCUAGCUAGAGUUUCAGCUAACCUGUAUAGAAUAUUGUUGGAGUAUGUCAUCUUUAGUUUUCCAGAGUAUCUUCUGAUAUGUCUAUUGACUAGUGUGGUUCCGUAAGGAUGAUUGAGAUAUGUGGGGGUAGGAAAACUCAUAUAUUCCCGCCAUGGCCAAUUAAAACCACCCUUUUAUCCCAUAUUCUCAUCCAAAGAAGGAAUUACUUAUGCGGCAAGACAGAUGAAAUCUGAGCUCUUGAUCAUUCACAUAUCUGGGCUUUUUCUGUAACAAUUAACAAAAUUAGUCUAUUUUAUGUAUGUCAGUGUCUACCUAUGUCUAGCAUCUUUUUUUUCUUUUAUCCUUUUCAAGAAUAGAACGUAUUUGUCAAGUAUGAUGAUAAGAUAUUGAUGAAUCUACAACAUUAAUGAUUUUUUGUGGAAUUUUAUCUCAAAUUAGUUAAUUUCAUUCAAUCACUUGGUAAAAGUUAGGUUAUAAAAGUAUAUGAUGCUAGUAAUGUUAUGUCCAUUUUUUUUUUCGUUUUGUUGACCUAUGCAUCUAGUGCAUAGAUUUGGAUGAUUAAUCUGGUAAUUAUUUAAUGUUGUAGGUGAUUUUUGACAUCAAUGAUCAAGUGAAAAUAUUUAUUUUGGUAAAAUUUAGGUUCCGUAAAUAUAACAUUCUAAACACAAGAUUAUCUAUGUCCGACUCGCUUAAGUUUCGUUUAGGUGGGAUGACUAAAACAGCUGCUCUUGGGAGUUAGGAGCGACGGUCUCAAUGAGA